AAAAGUACAUGUAUAUCUCUCUAAGAUAAAAAAUUUUCCAAUUUAUUUAGAAUCCUUGAGAUAAAUCUUAAGCGUUGCCAGUAAGUCAUGCGUAGAAACUGUAGCAUUGAUUUUAAUUUUUAAUAUCUGAAUAUAACAAAAAUACUGUCGCGUAAAAGAUAUGUCCUUGGAACAUGGAAGAGAUCUCCAAAGAAUUCUGUCGGUCGAUUUUAUCUUAUCUGUUGCUGCCUCUCGCUAUAUAAACCACUAUAUUAACUAUGUAUCAUUCAUAUUAUACAUUUGCAUACAAAAGUGAGUCAGUCAGUUACGCUCAACUUCACCGAAAGUUCUAUAAUUAUACUUUAAUAUCGUUUAGAACAAAGCAAUCAUGCAUCGCAACAUUGACUGUUCUACAUUUUAUCGCGUUUAGUAAAUUAUUCCGCUAAACAAAGUUUACCUUAAACUCCCACUCACGCAUUCUUUUACUAUCAGUUAAAAAAUAAUGCUUUGCUUGCUCGAUAUGUGCCAGAUCGCGUAGUUUCUCGUCGAGUAAAGUUAGACAAAGUACUCGAUUUUUGGCGAACUUCAAUAGUUUUCGUGCGUGAAAAGAAUUGUUUAAUUUAAAUUGCAAUUAUAUACAAGUAAUAACGAUUAUUUAAAUAUAGCUUAAAUGUAAUUUUCUUUAAUCAAACAACGUAAUCUCUCGAAAUAAGAUAACGCUCCCAUCUUGGCAAACCGCAAUUUCUGCGGCGCAAUUUUCUAAGAAAAUUCAUUAAAGACAAAUCGCAUAAUUAUAUGAAUAAAAAUGCAACGUUAUUGACACGAUCCAUUUGAUCGUUCGACCAUAAUAGAAUUCUUUUAUUGCGCGCACGAUAUACAUAGGCUAAACACACAAGUACGAGAACAUGAUACUGUUUAAUAACAUAAUUAGAGAACAUUCCUGUAGUGUCAGUUUUUUAACCGGGACACCGAUCGAAUAUCUAAAUUGCAGUCUUAUAGAUGUCGUAUUCAAAUCCGUUUGCAGAAUGUAAUCUGGAUGUAUUAACAGGUGCUUUGUGUGUCUUUUGCGUUGUGUUAUCGUGUGCAUCGAGUCGUGCAACAUCAAUGCAUGAUUGAAUUCGUAAUGAGUCGUGCGAGAUGUAUCAUGACAGUUUCGUUAUGCUUUAAUUAUACGCGUCUUGUUUCGAAGAAACGCGACAACCCAUAGAAAAAAGAACAAUCGUAGAUAGAAGAGAAAAAAAUUUGGUGUAAUUAAAACACGCGAUAUUCGAGGAAUUCGGGGAAUAUCAGGAAGAUUUUCCGAGUGACGUGGCAAAAUGGCACGAAAAUCUAAGGAUAUAUGGAAAUACAAUGUAUUAGUCGAGGCAUUUGGGAAUGGCGAUGAUGACACCGAUUACGAGGGUACGACGCAUCUGGUGCGCGUGCCGCGCGAGCAUUCCGCGGACGAAAUCAGCACGGUUAAAAUCGGUAUCCAGGGAAUGACCUGUCAGAGUUGCGUAAGGAACAUCGAGGGGAUGAUCGGCGAGCGAUCGGAUGUCGUCAGUAUCAGGGUAGUCCUGGAGGAGAUGGCCGGCUAUAUCGAGUACAGGACGCGCGAGACGACGCCGCAAGAAUUGGCGGACGCCAUCGAGGACAUGGGUUUCACCGUCAGUCUGCCAAUAUCCGAUGACGUAACGAAGAACGAAACCAACAAUACCCUCAUCUCCAUAGUACCUGCCAGCAGAAUCUGCAACAUACACGUAGACGGAAUGACUUGUUCGUCGUGCGUUAAGAACAUCACCAGUGUUCUGUCCGAAAAGCCCGGUAUAAAGAAUGUCAAUGUUAACCUGGAGGGUAAGGAAGCCAAGGUCUCUUAUAAUAGCGGCGACGUAACGGCCGAUCAGAUAGCAGCGUACAUAGAAGACAUGGGUUUUACCGCAUACGUCAAGGAAGUGGACGACAAGGCUGUGAAAUCGUACGCGAUUACCAAUAAUAACAAAAAGGCGGAACCGAUGCAAGCGAACGGCGCCGGUGACAUCAAGGGAAAAUUGUCAAAGUGUUUCUUACAUAUAACGGGUAUGACUUGUGCUUCCUGUGUCGCCGCGAUAGAAAAACACUGUAAAAAGUUAUAUGGCGUAAACAACAUAUUGGUGGCGUUAAUGGCCGCUAAAGCGGAGAUCACGUACGAUCCCGACAAGAUAAGAGCGGUGGAUAUUGCUUCCAGUAUAUCGGAAUUGGGCUUUCCUACGACUCUAAUCGAAGAAUCCGGGACUGGAGAAGGCGAGAUUGAAUUGAAAAUCUUGGGCAUGACGUGUGCAUCGUGCGUAAAUAAAAUAGAAUCGACCGUGAAAAAGUUGCCCGGUAUACGAUCGGCAGUAGUCGCUCUUGCGACGCAACGGGGAAAGUUUAAGUACAACGUGGAAAAAACCGGUAUCAGGGAUAUCGUCGAAAGUAUUAAUAAAUUAGGCUUUACAGCUAGUUUGUUCAGCAACCGAGAUAAAGAAAAUAGAGAUUAUUUAGACCAGAAAGAAGAAAUAAGCAAAUGGCGAACGGCGUUCUUAGUAUCAUUGAUCUUUGGAGUUCCGUGCAUGAUAGCGAUGACGUACUUCAUGUUAAUCAUGUCCAUCGGCGAUACGACGCACGAGGAAAUGUGUUGCAUAGUACCUGGUCUCUCCUGGGAAAAUCUAAUACUAUUUGUGUUCUCCACACCGGUACAGUUUUUCGGUGGCUGGCAUUUCUAUGUGCAAGCCUACAAAGCACUGAAACACGGCACAACCAAUAUGGAUGUCUUAAUCUCAAUGACCACUACGAUCUCAUAUAUUUAUUCUUUCGCCGUCCUAACUGCUGCUAUGAUAAUGCAAGAGAAUGUCAGUCCACAGACGUUCUUCGAUACCCCACCGAUGCUGUUAGUUUUCAUCAGUCUAGGAAGAUGGCUCGAGCAUGUGGCAAAAGGGAAAACGUCCGAAGCUCUUUCGAAAUUGCUAUCUUUGAAAGCCACGGAUGCGGUAUUAGUCACGCUGGGUCCGAACAACGAAAUAUUAUCCGAGCGUUUAAUAAGCAUUGAUCUAGUACAACGCAACGACGUGCUGAAAGUAGUUCAGGGCGCCAAAGUUCCUGUCGAUGGCCGCGUGCUAUCCGGUCAGUCGACCUGCGACGAGAGUCUGAUUACGGGCGAAAGUAUGCCGGUGCCAAAGAAGAAGGGCUCGGUGGUGAUUGGCGGCUCAAUCAAUCAGAAUGGACCGUUGCUAAUCACCGCUACGCAUACGGGUGAGCACACGACGUUGGCGCAGAUCGUUCGCUUAGUAGAGGAGGCGCAGACGAAUAAGGCGCCGAUUCAACAGCUGGCCGACAAGAUAGCCGGCUAUUUCAUACCUGUUGUUAUAGUAGUUUCCAUAGUGACACUGAUAAUCUGGAUUAUCAUCGGCUACAUGAACGUUGAGCAGCUGCCCAUAUUGCACAAUGAGCAGAUCAAUAAACAUGGCAUGAAUCGCGAAGAGAUCAUAUUUCAGUACGCCUUUCGGAGCGCCCUAGCAGUGCUCGCGAUUGCCUGUCCUUGCGCACUCGGUUUAGCCACGCCAACCGCGGUUAUGGUCGGCACAGGGGUAGGCGCGUUGAAUGGUAUUCUGAUCAAGGGCGCCGAACCGUUGGAAAAUGCACAUAAGGUUAAAUGCAUUGUCUUUGACAAGACGGGAACGUUGACGCACGGUGUGCCGAUUGUCACCAAGAUCGGUUUGUUUGUGGACGAGAAGAUCUGCUCGUUAGCAAAGCUGCUGAUGAUCGUCGGCACGGCGGAAAUAAACAGCGAACAUCCUAUUGCGUCGGCGAUUGUACGCUAUGUGAAAGAUACGAUCGGAUCGGGUGCUACUGGACAAUGCACAAAUUUUCAAGCGGUCGCUGGCUGCGGUCUUAAGUGUAAGGUGUCCCAUCUGAGCACUGUUCUGUCUGAUGCUCUAAAAUCCGAGAAAAUCAUCAACUAUGUAAAUCAGACAAACAAUGCGCCGGCCGGAACGUACAAUCUCAAUAACGUGCCUAUCGACAAUGUACCGAUUGUCGAAUCGACGCGGGAGAGACAAAACUUAGAUUUGCAAUUACUGUUAAAUCCCGAUUCGCAAGGCGAUCGGAACAUCGCCGACGACGUGUACGAAGUCUGUAUUGGUAAUCGAGAAUGGAUGCGUCGGAAUGCGAUCAAUAUCCCACAGGAGAUCGACACGAGGAUGGUUAAUGAAGAGGAUCUCGGACAUACUGCUGUCUUAGUCGCUGUAAAUAAUGUCCUGAUUGCUAUGAUCAGCGUCGCCGAUACCGUAAAGCCUGAGGCGCAUCUCGCGGUCUACACUUUGAAGAAAAUGGGAUUGCAAGUGAUUCUUUUGACGGGUGAUAACAGGAAAACCGCGGCUUCAAUCGCCAGACAGGUUGGCAUCAGCAGAGUUUUCGCGGAAGUGUUGCCGUCUCAUAAGGUGGCUAAAAUUCAACGACUACAAGAUCAGGGUUUAAGAGUCGCCAUGGUGGGGGACGGUGUCAAUGACAGUCCGGCUCUAGCUCAAUCGGAUGUCGGUAUCGCCAUCGCAUCGGGAACUGACGUUGCCGUAGAAGCUGCCGACGUGGUUUUGAUGCGCAAUGAUCUUCUGGAUGUAAUCGCAUGCUUGGAUCUAUCGCGGAAAACGGUCUGCAGAAUAAGACUAAAUUUCUUAUUCGCCAGUAUCUACAAUCUUUUGGGCAUUCCCAUAGCCGCUGGAAUAUUUAGUCCUGUCGGCCUUUUUCUGCAACCGUGGAUGUCCUCCGCUGCCAUGGCUUUAAGUUCAGUUUCCGUGGUGGGAAGUUCUUUACUAUUGAAACUUUAUCGGAAACCGACUAAAGCCACAUUGGAAACUACUGAAUAUCUAGCAGCUAUACACGCCCACUCCACAGCACGAAUGAUUGAUCUAGACGCGAUAUCACUUCAUCGUGGAUUGGAUGAUUCGGUCGCACCAGUCAUGAACAGAUCGACGUCCACAUUAUCCAGAAUAUUUGGAAAGUCGAAAGUCGAUGCAGAGGGCCACCUUCUUGGUGAGGAAGACGAGAUUGAUUUGGCUGUGAAUUUCUCGCAUUAUCGUAAAAACGCGAAAGACCCUAUGGAUAUAACUCCUGUAUGAGCCUCUUGCAAGGCUAUAUGACAAGCAUAUUUCUUCCAUUGACUUAUAUUUUAUAGUAAAUUAAUAUAACAGUAUCUAUAUUUUUAAUUUCAUGUCUUUUACAAUUAACGAAGUUAACUGUAUAAAUAGUCAACUAAUAAUUUUAAUAUUGAUAUUUAUAAUUUUUAUCUGCCACAUAUUUAACAUAUUUUAAAUUAAAAUUCAUCGGAAAUGAUACCAUUAACUAGUACGAAACUUUGUUGCUUUGUGAGUUCAUAUAUAGAUUGACCAAACAUUUUUAAAUAGACUUUGUAUAUUAAGUGUAAAAAAGAAUGUAUGUCGAUUUAAUUAUGGAAUUCUUAUAAUAGUACUUUUUUUAUUAUAAUUAACAGAUACAAGUUUUAUACCAGUACUUUUCGAUACAUACCGCAUACAGGUGUACUUAAUUCAAAUAGUAGGAAAGGAAAAUUAUAUACAUUAAAACAAGUAUAAUAUAUAGAUAUAUUGUGUAUUAUAAUCUGCCUGUAUAUUUAGUUUUAAAUUAUACAUCAGUUCUUUUUUAUUCUAGGAGCGUUUCAUAAAUCAAACUACAGUUUUAAAUUAUACAUCAGUUCUUUUUUAUUCUAGGACCGUUUCAUAAAUCAAACUAAAAAUGUAAAUGAUAUUUAAAAUGUAAAAAAAUGCGAGACUACAAUUACAAUGUCUGCAUUAAAUAAAAAAAAA
Formica exsecta is the source of this 5789-nucleotide messenger RNA. RefSeq names its product copper-transporting ATPase 1 (gene ATP7). The transcript has 13 exons. The record is from RefSeq and is a predicted model, not a curated record. Gene Ontology annotation, biological process: monoatomic cation transport; copper ion homeostasis. Gene Ontology annotation, cellular component: perinuclear region of cytoplasm; membrane; trans-Golgi network. NCBI's taxonomy places the organism in Eukaryota, Metazoa, Arthropoda, Insecta, Hymenoptera, Formicidae. The coding region runs from base 1296 to 5087 and encodes 1263 amino acids. Gene Ontology annotation, molecular function: P-type divalent copper transporter activity; copper ion binding; ATP hydrolysis activity.